This is a messenger RNA of Ilyonectria robusta, 1598 nucleotides long. RefSeq names its product putative phospholipase. Gene Ontology annotation, molecular function: 2-oxoglutarate-dependent dioxygenase activity. Bases 265 to 1281 code for a protein of 338 amino acids. Lineage: Eukaryota; Fungi; Ascomycota; Sordariomycetes; Hypocreales; Nectriaceae. The transcript is spliced from 5 exons. The record is from RefSeq and is a predicted model, not a curated record.
CUGUAUGACAUCCGGCAGGCGGCCAAGGCUCCGCAGGCUCCCGUGAAAAUGCGAUUGUAUUUUGUGGGCUUCGUUGCAGCAGCCACAAUCCUUCCUUCUUCCCAACGUCCGGCGUUGUGCACCGUAACUUACCGGCCGCUUUGACUUUGCCUAAUUGAUCACCGCCGAAACUCAAGAUUGCCAGUGUCUAUUAGCGCCUUCAACUCUACACCAGGACCAAAACACGCCGUAAACACACACACACACACGCCGCAAACUGAAGCAAUGGCAUCGGAUUACACAAAUGCAGCUCUUGACGAUCUGCUAUCCACCUUCAACGAGCUCAAUAGCCACGUUGUUGAAGAACUCACUGAUGAACCAAGUCCCCUCGAAUUUAUGCGCUUUGUCGCCCGCAACACCCCGUUUGUCGUACGAGGCGGCGCCUCCUCAUGGAAGGCAUGCCAAGAAUGGAACUCGGCCUACCUGCUCUUGGCCCUAAAGGAACAAUCCGUCAAUGUUGCUGUUACCCCGUACGGCAACGCUGACGCCCCCACGGUUCAUCCCGGGCACGAUUCUCUUGUCUUCGCCAAACCUCAUUAUGAGGACCAGCCGUUUGACGAAUUCCUCGAGUAUGUCGUUCGUCAUGAAACAGACCCUGACUUCCCCCCCGACGCGGAGGUCAGAUAUGCACAGACUCAGAAUGAUAACCUCCGCGACGAAUACAUCACCCUCUUCUCAGAUGUACACAAAGACAUCCCGUUUGCGCGGAUAGCUCUUGACAAAACCCCCGAUGCGGUCAAUUUAUGGAUAGGCAACUCCAAAUCCGUCACGGCUUUACACAAGGACAACUACGAGAAUAUAUACGUCCAAGUUCUCGGUAGAAAGCAUUUUGUCCUCUUCCCAUCGUUGUGUCAUCCCUUCGUCAACGAGCAACCCCUGCGACCUGCGACAUAUUCUCGUACCGAGCAUGGCCUGACGCUCGAGAUGGAUGCGAAUGAGGAAACUGUUCCAUUUGCAACAUGGGAUCCCGAUAGUCCGGACGAGAAUGCCACUUCAUUUUCCCACCUCGCCCAGCCUCUACGAGUCACUUUGAAUCCCGGGGAUAUGCUCUAUCUGCCCGCCAUGUGGUACCACAAAGUAUCACAAUCAUGCGCGGAAGAAGACGAGGGUUUUGUACUGGCCGUUAACUACUGGUAUGACAUGGAGUUUAGUAGUCCGCUCUUCCCACUAUCCGCCUUCGUUAGAAAUAUCAGCUUGGGGAAUAGCAUAAAGGCGACGACGCAGCCAUCCGAUGCAAAUUGAAACGGAAGCAAAAUAAUUCCACAUUAAGUCUAUGCCGCUACAUCCAAGCCUCCUCACCUCUUCUUCUUUUGAGCUAUCCUCUUUUGCGCCCUCAAUUCCUUCUUCAUCCUAGGAUCCACAAUCCUGUACCGACCCUUAACACCCUUCGGUCGGCCCUUGAUACCGCGGUUGAUACCCUUGGCAACAACCAACUUGGCCGGCGUCGGGGCCUUCUUCCGGGAGGCCUUGCUAAUUAGUCUGGAAAUACUGUCGGCCUUCUCCUUCUCAGUCAUGCCUUCGUCGGCGGCAAGCAUAUCGGACUUCUUCUUAAGCUUCUC